CCUCACCGCGCGACAGGAAGUUGGGAUGAAAACAAGAGCGGAAACUGAAUUUAUCCGAAAAAUGGAUUAAAAUGUAAAAGUGUUGUAAUUGUUUUUGAAGGAGUAGCUAACCCUUCAGACGAUGUCUAACACGGCGAGGAGCGGGGACAUCAUCCACCUGAAUGUCGGGGGGAAGAGGUUCAGCACGUCCCGACAGACGCUGACGUGGGUUCCUGACUCCUUCUUCUCCAGUCUUUUGAGCGGCCGGAUCUCGACUCUGAAGGAUGAAACUGGAGCUAUCUUCAUCGACAGAGACCCCUCUCUGUUCGCCACCAUCCUCAACUUCCUGCGGACCAAAGAGCUGUACCCGCGCUCCAUCAACGUGCACAUGCUCGUGCACGAGGCCGAGUUCUACGGCAUCACGCCGCUGGUGCGUAAACUGCAGCUGUGCGACGAGUUGGACCGAUCGUCCUGUGGAAACGUGCUGUUCAACGGCUACCUGCCUCCACCAGUGUACCCGGCGAAGCGCCGCAACCGUCACAGCGUGGCGGGAUCGCAGUUCAUGGCGGGCCGAGUCGCGCCCGCAGAGCGAGCGCCGGUCAGACGCAGCAACACCAUGCCCCCCAACCUGGGGAACUCCGGGAUCCUGGGCAGAGCCAGCACCGAGGAGAGGACGCCCGGAGGGCAGUUAGCAGAUACCGGCAUGGUUCGGAUCAUCUGUGGACAUCACAACUGGAUCGCUGUGGCCUACGCUCAGUUCGUGGUCUGCUACAGGGUGAAGGAGUCGACCGGCUGGCAGCAGGUCUUCACGUCUCCCCGUCUGGACUGGGUGAUCGACAGAGUCGCGCUCAACGCCAAAGUGAUGGCCGGCUCGCUGGGAGACAACGACAAGAUGGUGGCCGUCGCCUCGGGGACGGAGAUCAUCCUGUGGGCCAUCUGCCCCGACGGCAACGGAAACGAAAUCGGCGUCUUCAGUCUGAACGUACCGGUCGAGGCUCUCUUCUUCGUUGGUAACCAGCUGAUCGCCACGAGCCACACGGGGAAGGUCGGGGUCUGGAACGCCGUCACCAAACACUGGCAGAAUCAGGACGUGGUUCCCAUCAGCAGCUACGACACCGCCGGCUCCUUCCUCAUCCUGGGCUGCAACAACGGAUCCAUCUACUAUAUCGACGUGCAGAAGUUUCCUCUGAGGAUGAAGGAUAAUGAUCUGCUGGUGACGGAGUUGUACAGAGACCCGACUGAAGACGCCAUCACUGCUCUCAGCGUCUACCUCACUCCCAAAACUAGUGACAGCGGGAACUGGAUCGAGAUCGCGUACGGGACGAGCUCCGGGGCGGUGCGAGUCAUCGUUCAGCAUCCGGAGACGGUCGGCUCGGGGCCGCAGCUCUUCCAGACCUUCUCCGUCCACCGCAGCUCCGUCACCAAGAUCAUGCUGUCAGAGAAACACCUGAUCUCAGUUUGCGCCGACAACAACCACGUGCGGACGUGGACGGUGACUCGCUUCAGAGGGAUGAUCUCCACCCAGCCGGGGUCCACGCCGCUCACCUCCUUCAAGAUCCUGAGCCUGGACGACUUCGACGGACACGGAGGCUGCAGCGCCGGGACGGAGAUAGGUCCGUACGGAGAGAGAGACGACCAGCAGGUGUUCAUCCAGAGAGUCGUACCGGACACCGAUAAACUCUACGUCAGGCUGUCGUCCAACGGGAAGAGAGUGUGUGAGGUGCGUUCAGUAGACAGCACCUCCAUCACGGCCUUCAUGGUCCACGAGUGUGAGGGCUCGAGUCGCAUCGGCUCUCGGCCGCGUCGCUACCUGUUCAGUGGCCAUGGCAACGGCAGCAUCCAGAUGUGGGACCUGACCACCGCCAUGGAGAUCGCCGGCAAGGUCGACAUCAGAGCGCUGGGCGGGCCGACAGAGGAGGAACUGCUGGAGCUGCUGGACCAGUGUGACCUCGCCCUGACCCGAACACCUGACAGCACGCCGAGAGCCUCCACCUGCAGUCUUUACUCUCAGCUCAGUGACGUCUUCAGGAUGGAACGUCUUCAGCCUGCAGCAGGAGGACGAGGAGCCGGAGCUUCCAGUUCGUCAGCUUCUCUGUGCGGCAGCCUCCCCCGACAGGCUCCGCCCCCCGUGCCCCUCACCAAACCUGUCCGAGACUCCGCCCUUUCCGGGCCGCAGACCCUCGCCAUCCCCGCCUACGCCCACAACUCCAGUCCCCGGCCCCCGAGACACAUGGACCGAGACAGAGAGUGGGGCUCUGUGCGGCGGGGGAGCUUCGUGGAACGCUGCCAGGAACUCGCUAAGGGUUCAGAGGCGGCAGCGGGCUCUGGGUUCGGGGUCCCGGCAGGGUCGGAGGGCGUCAGGCGGAGCUUAGCGGUGUGCACCGAGCUCGAGGCCAGAUUCGGCCUCAGGACGCCCACCACCUUCUCUGUGUCGCCCGGUGCUCGCCACUCCACUACACCUCCGUCAUCGUCAUCGCCGCUGUCCUCGUCUUCGUCACACCGCAGGGCCACGCCCACUCCCCCGACAAGCCCCGCCCCCACAGCCGUGAGCCCGACACGGCCUCAGUCACCCGCCUCACCUCGCCACACCCCCACGACAUCUCCCGCUGACGUACCAGCUUCCCCUGAGAGCCCGGCGAGUCCGGACAGCCCCGCCGCCGCCGGGCCGCCCACCAGCCCCAAACCACACAUGAACGAGACCAGCUUCUGAUUGGCUGCUCAGAGUGACAUAGAGCUCUGUUGCCACAGUUACUAACUCACUAAUGAAGCUGCUCGUUAGUUUCUCCUGAGACUCGUUGAGCUUCAGGAGCCGACGAGUCGACUGCUUGAUUCUUUAAUGACGAGGCAAAAACAAACAGCUGUUAGGUCUGUGGGGUGGGGGGGCUUUAAGAGGAGAAAACAACAAAGACAGCAGAAUAAAUAAAUAAAUAAUAACAGUUGGUAAGAAAAAUGUUGUUUCCUGAUUAAUUGAUAGACGAAAGAUAUAAUUUAUUCUGAUAAUCGAUGAAUGGUUUCAGUAAUUCAGUAAAAUAAUCAGUAAAUCUGGAGAUCUGCUGUGUUUCUGUUAAAGUGACAGAACAAGACGUCAGCUGUGAGCAGCACAUUUUAUACACGGAGCGAUUCAUCUCUGAAUGUAGACAUUACAGAUUAAUUAACAGAUUAGUGGAUCAUGAAAAUAAAUGUUCUUAUUAUCGUCGUUAUGAACGUCUGUGUGAGCGGAGCGGGGAACGCAGCUUUCACUGCACUAACUUUGUUUUUGUAGCUUUUUAUAACCAAGAAAGGAAACGAAAGUUUAGUUUAUAUUUUGUUUGUUUGCAGGUUUUUUAAACCGUUUUGUAUCCGACGACAUUCAAACGUUUGUAUAGAAGCUUUAUUUUUUUAAUUUGUAUGUAAUCCGACAGCGUUGUAAGUUCUGCAGUCCUGACUGUGAAUUCACACUGUGAUGAUCAAAACUACGUGGUCUGCAGUCGGACCCUGAACGCCUCACCGUGCAGCCAAUCAGGUUUCAGCUCAAAAACGAACAGCUGAUAUUUAACACUUUAUUUUACAGCUCCAUAUUUUACCAAUAAUGUCCUGGAAAUAAAUUUGUUUUAUGGAAAA
Cottoperca gobio is the source of this 3579-nucleotide messenger RNA. RefSeq names its product SH3KBP1 binding protein 1 (gene shkbp1). Gene Ontology annotation, molecular function: protein binding. The coding region runs from base 122 to 2689 and encodes 855 amino acids. The record is from RefSeq and is a predicted model, not a curated record. NCBI's taxonomy places the organism in Eukaryota, Metazoa, Chordata, Actinopteri, Perciformes, Bovichtidae. Gene Ontology annotation, biological process: protein homooligomerization. The transcript has 17 exons.